AUGGCUUGGAGAGGCUGCUCGCGGCUGGAGCUGCAGCUGCGAAGGCGCCUGGGGCGCAGGCAGGCAUGGGGGAGCAGAGGGAUCGCCUCCUGCAUUGAUCCUUCAGUGGGUUUGACAGAAGAACAGAAGGAGUUCCAAAGAGUUGCCUUUGACUUUGCUGCCAAGGAGAUGGCCCCUCACAUGGCAGAAUGGGAUGAAAAGGAAAUAUUCCCAGUGGAAACUAUGAGGAAAGCAUCCCAGUUGGGGUUUGGCGGGAUCUAUGUGCAGCCAGACGUGGGGGGCUCGGGGUUGUCCCGGCUGGACACGACCAUCAUCUUUGAGGCCCUCUCAACAGGAUGUGUCAGUACCACGGCCUAUAUGAGCAUCCAUAACAUGUGCGCUUGGAUGAUUGACGUCUUUGGGAGCCAAGAACAGAGGCACAAGUACUGUCCCUCGCUUUGCAGCAUGGAGAAGCUGGCUUCUUACUGCCUGACUGAGCCAGGAAGCGGGAGCGAUGCGGCUUCUUUGCUAACUACUGCCAAGAGGAAAGGUGACACGUACGUCCUAAAUGGCUCCAAGGCUUUCAUCAGUGGCGGAGGUGAUACAGAUAUGUAUGUAGUCAUGUGCCGUACAGGAGGGCCAGGUGCCAAAGGCAUUUCCUGCCUGGUGCUGGAGAAAGGAACCCCGGGACUGAGUUUUGGAAAGAAGGAGAAGAAGGUGGGCUGGAACUCCCAGCCGACCCGGGCUGUGAUCUUUGAGGACUGUGCCGUUCCGGUGGCUAACCGACUGGGAGAGGAAGGGCAGGGUUUCAACAUUGCCAUGAAGGGUCUGAAUGGAGGGAGGAUUAACAUUGCUUCGUGUUCGUUGGGCGCCGCCCAUGCCUGCAUCCUCUUGGCCCGGGAUCACCUCAAAGUCCGCAAGCAGUUUGGGGAAUUCCUAGCGAGCAGUCAGUAUCUCCAGUUCCAGCUGGCUGAGAUGGCGACGCAACUGGUGGCGUCACGGCUGAUGGUGCGGAACGCGGCACAGGCACUGCAAGAGAACCGUGAGGACGCCGUGGCUCUGUGCUCCAUGGCCAAGCUCUUUGCCACGGACGAGUGCUUUGCGAUCUGCAACCAGGCCCUUCAAAUGCACGGAGGCUAUGGGUACCUGAAGGACUAUGCUGUGCAGCAAUUUGUGCGAGAUAUCCGAGUCCACCAGAUUUUGGAAGGUACCAACGAGGUGAUGAGGAUGAUUGUGGCCAGAAGUCUGUUACAGGUGUAGAGUCGGGAGCUGGUCUC
Molecule: messenger RNA, 1256 nt
Organism: Euleptes europaea (tarantolino)
Lineage: Eukaryota; Metazoa; Chordata; Lepidosauria; Squamata; Sphaerodactylidae
Gene: ACAD8
Product: acyl-CoA dehydrogenase family member 8
Exons: 11
Coding region: 1-1239 (412 amino acids)
Biological process (GO): lipid metabolic process
Molecular function (GO): flavin adenine dinucleotide binding; acyl-CoA dehydrogenase activity
Source: RefSeq, a predicted model, not a curated record